Molecule: messenger RNA, 1506 nt
Organism: Poecilia latipinna (sailfin molly)
Lineage: Eukaryota; Metazoa; Chordata; Actinopteri; Cyprinodontiformes; Poeciliidae
Product: tripartite motif-containing protein 16-like
Exons: 3
Coding region: 155-1432 (425 amino acids)
Molecular function (GO): protein binding
Source: RefSeq, a predicted model, not a curated record
CGGUAGCGUCGGUGUACCAUCCGCCAUAAAAAUGCCAGAAGAAGAAGCUGAGCAGAAGUUUUCCUUUGGAUGAAGUUAUAAACAGUGCUACUGUUGCGUGCUUGCUGAUCAUCUUCCUUCUCUACAUCAACAUUGUGCUCCAGUUGUCAAUCAGAUGGCUCAGAAGAAAGUCAAGCUGGACCCAGAGGCCUUCUCAUGUACGAUCUGUGCAGGUCUGCUGAAGGAUCCGGCGACCAUUCCCUGUGGACACAGCUACUGUCUGAGCUGUAUAAAUAACCACUGGGAUGGAGAAGAUCAGAAAGGGAUUCACAGCUGCCCUCAGUGUGGGGAGACGUUCAAACCGAAGCCUGUGCCGACGAAAAACAUUGUGUUAACGGAGCUGGUGGGGGAUCUGAAGGACAACGGCUUCCAAGCUGCUCCAGCUGAUCACUGCUAUGCUGGACCUGAAGAUGUGGCCUGUGAUGUCUGUACUGGGAGGAAGAUGAAAGCUGUCAAAACCUGUCUGGUUUGUUUAGUUUCUUACUGUCAGAAUCACGUUAAACUUCACUACGAAUCUCCUGCCUUUAAAAAACACAAGCUAGUGGAGCCCUGCAAGAACCUUGAGGAGAACAUCUGCUCUCAUCACGGCGAGGUGCUGAAACUCUCACAGACAGAGGAUCACAACCAGUUUCUCCUCAAUUGUCCUGUAUGGGCAGACGUUACUUGGCCUACAUACUUCUCCAUAUUUGAUGGCAUUCCUCCAGGAUACUUUGAGAAUGUGACAGAAGCUGUGUCAGCGGUCAAAGCCAUUGUGGCGGACUUGAUUUGCGAUGGAUGGCCAGAGAUCUCUGAGACGAUAUCAAAAGUGGAUGUUUUAUUGUCAGAACCAGAACUAUCCACCAGAGAGGACUUCUUAAGAUACGCAGUAGACAUCACACUGGACCCAGACACGGCGCACCAGGAGAUUCGCUUAUCCAGAGGAGCCCGGAAAGCUUUAUCGAUGGGAACACUGCAGAAUUACCCCAACAACACAGACAGAUUCAAGAAUCCUUUGCAGGUCCUGAGCAGAGAGCGCCUGACUGGCCGCUCCUACUGGGAGGUGCAGUGGAGAGGAAGGGCAGUCGAUGUCGCCGUUUCAUACAGCAACAUCAGCAGAGCAGGAGGCUUGGAGAAAUCUGAGUUUGGGUGGAACAACAAGUCCUGGUCGCUGCACUGUCACUCAGCCGGUUACACGUUCUGGCAGAACUCUGUCCACACGCCGGUGUUGAGUCCUCCUUCGUACAGAGUCGGAGUGUUUCUGGAUCCCAAAGCAGGAAGUCUGUCCUUCUACAGCGUCUCUGAAACCAUGACUCUCCUCCUGAAAAUCCAGACCACAUUCACUCAGCCGCUACACGCCGGGCUGAGGUUCCCCAACUCUAGGAACGACACCGCUGAGUUUGUGAAACUGAAGUAGCUUCAAUGUGUAUUUAGGUUUCCUAUGGAAGAGAAUUAGGGUAAUAAAAAAAGAGUAGACUUUUUUCAAUCAGA